Messenger RNA from Antrostomus carolinensis (chuck-will's-widow), 837 nucleotides. Its product is annotated as G-protein coupled receptor 12. Gene Ontology annotation, cellular component: membrane. The annotation marks the transcript as partial. Gene Ontology annotation, molecular function: G protein-coupled receptor activity. Lineage: Eukaryota; Metazoa; Chordata; Aves; Caprimulgiformes; Caprimulgidae. Gene Ontology annotation, biological process: G protein-coupled receptor signaling pathway. The record is from RefSeq and is a predicted model, not a curated record. The transcript is spliced from 2 exons.
AUGAUGGAGGAAAAGCCCCCCACCUCCAACCAUGGCCCCCCAGGCUGGGUCACAGCCAGGAACAGCAGCAGCAGCAGCAGCUCCUUGGAUCUGGAGUCUGUGGUGCAGCCCCUCGCCUUGAACCCGUGGGAUAUUGUCCUCUGCAUCUCCGGGACCGUUAUCUCCUGUGAGAACGCCAUCGUGGUGGUGGUCAUCUUCUACGCCCCGGCUUUCCGGGCUCCCAUGUUCCUCCUCAUCGGCAGCUUGGCCACAGCUGAUCUCCUGGCUGCUGAUCUCCUGGCUGGUUUGGGGUUGAUCCUGCAUUUUGCCUUUGUCUACUUCAUCCCAUCAGAGGCCAUCAGCCUGCUGACAGUGGGGCUCUUGGUCACCUCCUUCACAGCCAGCGUGAGCAGCUUGCUGACCAUCACCAUCGACCGCUACCUGUCCCUCUACAAUGCCUUGACCUACUACUCAGAGAGGACGGUCACCAGGACUUACAUCAUGUUGAUCCUCACCUGGGGAGCCUCCAUCUGCUACGGGCUCCUGCCCAUCAUGGGCUGGAACUGCCUGAAGGAACCCUCCACCUGCAGCAUCGUCAAACCCUUGACGAAGAACCACCUCAUCAUCCUCUCCAUCUCCUUCUUCAUGGUCUUUGCGGUGAUGCUCCAGCUCUACGUGCAGAUCUGUAAGAUUGUUUGCCAUCACGCCCACCAGAUCGCUGUCCAGAGACAUUUCCUGGCCAGUUCCCACUACGUCACCACCCGAAAAGGCAUCGCCACCUUGGCCAUCAUCUUGGGUGCCUUCGCUUCAUGUUGGCUGCCCUUCUCCAUUUACUGUCUCCUGGGGGAUUACAGCUAC